UGGGGUGUUGAUAGCGUCUUACUGUGACCUGAUCAGGGUACUAGCUGUAAUGUGAGCCUUUGAUGUUAGCCAUUGUGGAUUUGAAUGAUUGCCAUUAGACUUGCUAACCAGGCACAAGCAGUCAAUCAGGUUUGCUGUCCAGGAAAAAGCAGUCAAUAAUGAAGACAAGUUAUGCAGUCCAUUAAAGCCGGAGGAUUGUCCAUGCACUUUCGAUGGAGUGCCCUGAAAUCUGUUCCUAACAAUGCUCUCCCUCGCUCGCGCUGUAAACAUGCCUGCUGUCUCCACAAUGACAAUAUCUAUGUGGUCGGAGGGAAAGACGGCAAUGUCGCUCUCAAGGAAAUAUGGAAAUUUCAUAUUGGAAGUUACAAGUGGGAGAAGCUGACAUACCGUGGAGACAGCCUGCCAAUUCUGGAGGGCCACACACUGGUGGCACAUAAAAGACUGUUGCUACUGUUUGGUGGAGGGUUUGAAGAUGACCUCACAGAAUCUUGUCUGUGGAUCAUCAAUCCUGAUCUGCAACAUAUUCGACGUCACUGGGUGGAGACAUAUGCCUCCCAUCCAGGCGUACGACGACAUCAUACUGCUGUCCUAUAUGACCACGACAUGUAUAUCUAUGGGGGUCACGUCGACAUCAAAGGAUCAAAGUCAGACCUCUGGGUAUUCCAUACAGAUGAUGAAGAAUGGGAACAGGUGAUCCCUCGUCAGCCCCCAAACACGAUCCCGGAGGGUCGUCACGGUCAUUCGGCUGUGGUGUACGGUCGGGACAUGUGGGUACUCGGAGGUCUUACUGAUCUCAAUACCCCUAAAACUGAUUUCUGGAAAUUCAGUUUCCAUACAGAGAGAUGGGAGAGAAUUAAGCACAAGUACAGCCCUCCUCAUCUUUUUGGUCACACAGCAUGUGUUGUAAAAGAUACAAUGAUUGUGUUUGGUGGACAGAGUCCUGGGACACUCAAUAACUCAUUAUGGGUGUUCAAUUUCUGUUCGUUGCGUUGGACCUGUGUCAAUGUACAAGGUUCAGUGCCGUCUGCUAGGAUGUGGCACUGUGUUGUACCAAUCACAGCCCUGACACUAAGGGCAGAUAACUCCAUUAGAACCAGCUCUGUGCCUUAUCUGAAAAACAAAAACGAAGGAAGCAAACUGAAGAGACCAAAGAGUAGUCCUGCAUAUUCUUCUGCUCGCAACCAAGUCCGUCCAGAUUUGAAUCGAAACUCCGAUGGCAAUAAUUUUGUAUCAGCUCAAUUCAUUAGACGUCCCAUGAGUCCAGGUUCACAUGAUCUAAAAUUGCCAAUCCUCAUGACAACACCACGAGAAAAACAAAAGGAGGACACCUCUCCGCUAUUGUGUAAUCGACAAUUAUCGUGUAAUAGUGUACUUUCAACAGGAAGUCAGGGAAAAGGGGUAGACAAUCCUGCACUGGAAAGAGAACUUAGCUUAGAGGAGGCCUCAGCUGUAACAGAGAUAUUGGAAUUUCAUAAUUUUCAGGAAAAAGAAAGUCCAGAAUUCUCAGGUAAAAAGACAUCAGUACAAGGUGCCAGUUACUCACUGAACGGGAACAGUACAGAGAUGUCGGAGAUGCAUUGUUUCCAACUAAAUCAAAACUGUCUGGAAAGUUCUAUUAGUGGAAAUUCAUCAAAUUAUGAGUUAAAAGAAAACAUGAUACCUGGGCAAGUGAAGGAUUCUCCUUCAAAACGAUAUCAGAAAAGACAUCACAAGCAUCAGGGGAAAACCAUGGAAUUGAAGGAGUUGGGUAAGUAUAAAAAUCUAUCAUCUUCUCAGGAACUUGUGGUUGAAGAUCUAGAUUAUGUGGAAAAUCAUUACUCUGUAGAGAGAAGCGCUACACCGACAACGAAAAAUCCAUUCCUCGACCAAAGCACAGACUGGAAACGAAAUGGUGGUAGUUUGUCCAAUUUGAAUUUUGUGGAAAUGAAAACUGUUAGGUCUGGUGGACAAAACUUUGUAGGUGAUACCUCAGGAGCCAUAGAAUCAAAAUCUUCAUCAAUGUCGAAUAUAAGUGAGACAAGACUGAUCAAUUCAAAUUUUGAUUCAUCACAGCAAAAGUCAAGUAGCUUACAUGUGAUUCCUCCGAGAAAAAAUAGUAUGCAUUGUUGGGAAGCAGACGAUGACAAAAAACUACCUCCGUUACACGGCACAGAUAGCCAGGAAAAUUACCAAAGAGACAAGUCAUCCAUACCCAGCAGCAAGUCCAUGGACCAUUGUGGGGAUACAAACCAGAGUACAGAGACUUUUGUUAGACAAGAGAUUGACACGCCCUACUUCCUGAUGCUCGGUGGAAAAGAAUCCAGGUCCAGCAAACUUUCACAAGAACGGAUGGUUGUGUGGCACUCUACAGUAAUUGUCCGACACAGUGAUAUCAACCACGGAGAAUUUCACAGGUCCAGUAUGGUUAUAUGAUGUUCUCUCUGGCGUUUGGAGACUCUAAAGUUUGGUCACCUACAAGAUGGAACACAGCCAAGUUUGCCUGAACAAAAACCAACUGUUUCUGAUAUUACACAAGACUUCAUAUGGUAGUUGGUCACAUCAACGCCAUUAGGAUGAUAUUUUGUCAAAAAUUGUCAUUUUAAAUUCAAUGUUUUUAUCUAUAUGUUAAGUUUGAAUUAUUGAUAAAUAGUUUUCUUAUUCAAAAUUUGUAAACUUAUUAAAUUGAUUUAUUAUGAAUGGCUUAGAAUUUAAUGUAAACUUGAUCAAACAGUAUUUCAUUAUUUUAUAAAGUUUUUGAGUCUAACGACUGCUGUCAAGUAUUCACUUAGAAUACUGUACCUGGUCCUGCUUGUAUUUCUGAAUAGGUCUCGCCUUCAAACAUUUCCAAAGUUAGGAAAAUAUUUUACCUUUCUAUCCAACUACACUAUAAUUUUCGUAUGUUGGCCUGAAAUUAUCAUGUUGUUACUGUUCGGGACAUAUAGCAAAUCUGUGAUGACUAUUGUGGCUAUUUUUCUGUGAUAAGUAAAUGACAACUUUAAAAUUUAUGAUACUAAGUGCUGUUUUUACAUUUUGGUAGAUAUGCAGAAUAGAAUUUGUUAGCUAGAUUAAUUUCCUACAAUUUUGUACUGAUACUAGAGCAGAGAAGUUCAUUGUACAUGUGUAUUACUAAUUUUCAGAAAACCAUUUUGUGGAAAGAAAAAGACGGAGGGAGGGGGGAUUUUACCCACUAGGUAAAAUUUGACAGAUAUAUGGCGAAUUUGUUUUAUUCUUGAACACUUUAUUCAAGUUGGUAAAGUAAAUAUGAUGUAAGUUAUAUGACAAAUAUGAUGUAAGUUAUAUGACACAACCAAUAAUGAUAUUUAAGUGUGUGACAUUUCGAUGACUACACUGUCACCUUCAUCAGACUAAUGACCAAUGUGAAGUGUACUAGAACUGUCUUAUGGAGUGUCCGAGAUGUUAAAAGAUUUGAUCUACUCUGAAGGAUGUUUCAUCUUAAUCUUAAUCUUAAUCGAACUUGGUGUCAAUAGGAUCAUGAUUGAAACGAAACGUCCUUCAGAGUAGAUCAAAUCUUUAUUUGAUGGCCAUUAGUCUGAUGAAGGGGACAGUGUAGUCAUCAAAAGGUCACACUCUUAAAUAUCAUAUUGGUUGUGUCAUAUAAUACCAAUUAUAACUUAAUAUAUUACCAAUUUGUUUUCUUGUUUAAAAGUCAUACAAAUGAAUUACAUAAACAACUGCCCUAUGCAUUGAAGUGAUAUUAUCAAUUCAUUUAACUGUUAAUUAACAGAUUUUUUAUCAUAAAUUUUAGAUCUGAAAUUAUUUUACUUUACAAUCGCUGACUAGGACUCCAACCUGCUGAAUAUUUUAGAAUCUAAAGAUUAACUGCUGUUUUAAUCUUACAUUAUAGAUGCUUGUAAAAUAUUUUUGAUUAUGAAUUUUUGUUUACAAACACCUUGGGUAUAAUGAUAUAAUAAUAACAUAAUGAUGAAUGAUGAGGAAGUGAUAUUUUUCAGUGCAAUACAUGUAUAAUUCUUCAAUUGUGACGUCACAGUAACAGCAAUAUAACAAAUAUUCUCCACGACGAUUACUUGGGUGACUGACGAUUGGACUGUUUGGCCUACUAGAACAUGUAUAUCCACCUGGUCUCUAUGUAAAAAGUUGAUAAUUAUGUUAAUAUAAAAAAUAAUUCUUAAAUGUUAAAAUUCUAUUAGAUCAAGGUAAACCGAUCUGCCGUAUCUAGAAAUAUUCCUUGGAUAUCAAGGUAAAUUAACUUGUCUGAUAAGUAUCGAGAUAAAACUUAUUGUUUGUUAAAACACUCUACAUCAUACACCAGCCUCAAUGUUGUACCAAAAUGCUGUUGUUAUUGUGCCACCCUGUAGAUAUCUCAGAUUUACACUUGUCUUGUUUUAUCAUCGUUAAGUCUCCACCAUUUUACAAGGAGCGUGUAGCUAGUAUAGUGUUAAUCAUGUCAAGCUGUCUGGUCAUGUCCGAAAUCAAUGGCAUAUCUUGAGAACACCUUAACAGAUUUGAUUCAUAUUUACACAGUAGUGUCAUAACAUGAAGUUCUUUACCUGGUCAUAUUCUGGUGGUCAGUCAUCAAGUUUAAAGGGUCAAAGGUCACAUUUGACCUUCUGAAUAGGACACAAUGUGUUUUGUUUCGUUCCAAAAUAAUGUCAUAUCUUGAGAACCCCUUAACAGAUUUGGUUCAUGUUUUCACCAUAGCAUCAAGUUCUUAACCUGAUCAUAUUCUGGUGGUCAUUGGUCAAGGUUAAAGGGUCAAAGGUCAUAUUUGGUUCAUGUUUUCACCAUAGCAUCAAGUUCUUAACCUGAUCAUAUUCUGGUGGUCAUUGGUCAAGGUUAAAGGGUCAAAGAUCACAUUUGACCCCUUCUGGAACAUAAUGUGUUCUAAUCUGGGCCGCAGUGGCCGAGUGGUUAAGGUGUCCCGACACUUUAUCACUAGCCCUCCGCCUCUGGGCUGCAAGUUUGAAACCCAUAUGGGGUAGUUGCCUGGUACUGACCAUAGGUCAGUGGUAGGUCAGUGGUUUUUCUAUGGGUAAUCCAGCUUUCCUCCACCUCCAAAACCUGGCAUGUCCUUAAAUGACCCUGGCUGUUAAUAGGACGUUAAACAAAAUUAACCAAACUAAACUAAAGUUCUGUCCUGGUUCAAAACAAUAUGUCAUAUCUCGAGAACCACACCAUAUAAACUAUCUUAACAUCAAGGUUUUACAUAGGAAUGGAGGCAUUCAUGGCUUACAGACAUUGUCUAGGUGACCCCUAGACAUAUUAGUAAAGAUUGUGCAGUAAUCACAUGUGUGGCCAAGUAUAUAGUGUAUAAAUUUAUAUAUAUUUUGUAACCAAUUUUUAUACCAUGAGAACAGUUGUUAAUAUGAUAUUUGAACUGCAUGAAUGGAAAUUGAUUAAUAUAGAGAUAUUUUGUUAUAACUUUGUGAAGUUGUAUUUGGGACCAGAAUUUGUUAGAAAAUCACUAUAUUAUCAUUAAGAUAUAACCAUAGGACUGCUGACCGGGGAAAUGUUUUAACCAAUAAAUCAAUUAAAUAUGUUGAUUUUGUCUUACCAAGUUCUAGUAAUUGUCACCAUUUGGCCAGUCACCUGUUGAUAUUUAAUUUCAUAUUGAGUUAUAUAAUUUUGGUCUUGUUUUCAUCUGUAUGUAUAAUUUUCAUUGUUGUAUCACUAAGAAGAGUUUUGGUUUUUUCUCAUCAGUAAGAUAUCAUUAAAUCAAAUUCAUAACAAAAUAUCAUUAUUACCGUAUAUAUCAUAAACAUAAUAUCAUUAAUACCAUAUAUAUCAU
Molecule: messenger RNA, 5746 nt
Organism: Pecten maximus
Lineage: Eukaryota; Metazoa; Mollusca; Bivalvia; Pectinida; Pectinidae
Product: tip elongation aberrant protein 1-like
Exons: 11
Coding region: 172-2412 (746 amino acids)
Cellular component (GO): Golgi apparatus
Molecular function (GO): protein binding
Source: RefSeq, a predicted model, not a curated record